Messenger RNA from Chanos chanos (milkfish), 921 nucleotides. It is a transcript of the gene ora6, whose product is annotated as olfactory receptor class A related 6. Gene Ontology annotation, molecular function: somatostatin receptor activity; neuropeptide binding. The record is from RefSeq and is a predicted model, not a curated record. Gene Ontology annotation, biological process: cellular response to glucocorticoid stimulus; neuropeptide signaling pathway; cellular response to estradiol stimulus. Gene Ontology annotation, cellular component: neuron projection; plasma membrane. The coding region runs from base 1 to 921 and encodes 306 amino acids. Lineage: Eukaryota; Metazoa; Chordata; Actinopteri; Gonorynchiformes; Chanidae. The transcript has a single exon.
AUGAACAUCAAACCAAUGGAAGAGGUUAUCAUUUCACUUGUGGCAUUGAGGAUUCUCAUCUCUAUCAUUGGUAUUUUUGGGAACCUCUUCUUGAUCCUGGCCAUCUUCCAAGUGAAGCAGCUAAAGACGUAUGAAAUUUUCCUAAUUGGUCUGACUGCCUCAAACCUGGAGGAGAUUGUGGUUGUUGACAUCUAUGACAUUUACAUGAGGUACAAGAGCAGUGUCAGUAUUUGGUUAUGUCAGACCCUUAAAUUCUGGACCAUCAUAGGACAAGUGGGCAGUAUCCUCUUUACACUUGUCAUAAGUAUUUACCGCUAUCAGAAGCUCAGAGACACUGACACACGGCUUAAUCUACCAAUACAUAUGGACAAGAUUCGAGUUGCCAUGGGGCUGUGUGUGUUUUGUGGGUUUCUGGCUGCACUCUUUGCUGUGCCUACUUAUGUCCUCAAAUUGGACGGCCACUUGGAAAACUCCACCACUAGAAGAUGCCCUCCGGAUUUCUUCCUGUGUUCAAAGACAAACUGUCCCACUGUCAACCGUGUCUACAAAUUCCUCUUCAUCGUUAUCUGUAACCUGCUGCCUCUGAUCAUUGUCACUGGGACUAGUAUGCUCAUUUUAAAAGUGCUGAUUGUUCAGCAAAGGGUGAUUGCAGUUCUGCAGGGCAGAGGGUCCGUGAUCACAAAUCGCCAACGCCCCAGGAACAAAGGGUUGCAUCGUAGCACUGUGGCAGUUCUUGUAGCCAUGGCGGUUUUCCAGGUAGACUGGAUCCUGUACCUUGUGUUACAUCUUGCCUUUGAGCCAAACAGCUUCUCCGCCUGGUCUGAGGUAGAGUUUUUCAUUACAACAUCUUACACUGCCAUCAGCCCAUACAUAUAUGGUAUUGGGAGUAACCUGUUCUCCUUGAAGCAUUUCAUGAAUUAA